ACUAAAAAAGUAAGGAACCCACUCGGUACAUUUGAAGUGAAAGAAGACCAAGAGUUUGACGUGCAAAUGGCAAAAAGUAUGAACCAAAAUAGCACUAAUUCUAAAUUACACAUUGGACGAUACCUCAGUCUAGUGAUUCAGAAAGCCAUUUUGACAAAAGGUUUUCCCGCUCCAAUGAGAUGAGACAAAUGGCUCAAAAAAAAGGCACCGUAGUUCUGCCGUUACAAACAUUUACAAGAAAACAAAAGUCUUGUUCCAGAAGCCAUUCUGUGCAGUUAAUAACAGUACUAAUAACUAUAGAAGUAUGGAACCCAAAUUAGAAAAUGUGAGUUCUUCUCCACCAUGUAGUUACAGAACAUCAGAAGUAUGUCUAAAAGAAGAAUUACAGCAAGAUAUUCAAAAGUUUAAGAACGAGAUAGGCAUGUUACAGAUAGACAUCCGGGAUUUGGAAAAAAAGAAAGUUCAACUUCAAAAAGAGAUUAAUGAAGAAAAGAAGAGACACCAAAGUAAUGAGACGGCAGUAUUAGAAAAUGUGUAUGCUGUCGCUGCUGCUGCUGCUGCUGGACUAAUUCAACAAAGAGAGAGUGGAAAAACUGAAAACCACCUCUUUCCUGUUGGGAAAAAGGAACAUUCUGAUGGGUAA
Molecule: messenger RNA, 643 nt
Organism: Neomonachus schauinslandi (Hawaiian monk seal)
Lineage: Eukaryota; Metazoa; Chordata; Mammalia; Carnivora; Phocidae
Product: coiled-coil domain-containing protein 144B-like
Exons: 2
Coding region: 305-643 (112 amino acids)
Source: RefSeq, a predicted model, not a curated record